UGCUCGUUACGUAAAAAGAUUCGGGAUAUCAAAACUGAGCAGAAUGACGUUUCAAAGACUGAGGUGUUCGCGUGUCCUGUUUGCUAUGAACCACUGAUAAGGAAAGGGCCGCCAGGUAUGAACUUGUCUGCAAUUUAUAAGACCGGAUUCAAGUGUUCAAAAUGCAACAAGUCAUACACCAGCAAAGAUAUUUUCUUGGAUCUCACAGUCACUUCAGGAACAAAAGAAUACAGCGAGCUGAAGCCUGCUAGAACUGAGCUGUUCAGGAGCCCGCUCGUUUCAUUUCUUUACGGGAGAGGAUGGCGUCAGAACUUCAACCGGAGUGGCUUCCCUGGUCGUGAUGAAGAGUUCCAAAUGGCUCAAUAUUAUUUCCAUCCAGUUGCUGGUGGUAUACUCGUUGAUGUCAGCUGCGGCAGUGGCUUGUUUGCAAGGAAGUUCGCAACGUCUGGGGCAUACUCAUCAGGGAUUGCUCUGGACUUUUCUGAGAAUAUGCUCCGCCAAUGCUAUGAUUACAUCUGUUAG
Molecule: messenger RNA, 522 nt
Organism: Lolium rigidum
Lineage: Eukaryota; Viridiplantae; Streptophyta; Magnoliopsida; Poales; Poaceae
Exons: 3
Molecular function (GO): methyltransferase activity
Source: RefSeq, a predicted model, not a curated record